CACCAGCUUCCUCAUCCUUCUCAGAAUCAGUCUUCAAUACAUAAAUUUCCCUUCAGCAACAAUGGGUUCCAAGACACUUCUUUUCUUUUUCAUUUCCAUGGCUGUAGUUCUAAUGAUUACCUCAGAGGUGGCUGCCAAGUCAGUUGACAAUUUUGAGACAAAUAAGGAAGGAGAAGCCAAGUACCAUGGAGGUGGCUACGGAGGAGGCCAUGGAGGUGGCCACGGAGGAGGCUACGGAGGAGGUCAUGGAGGGCACCAUGGUGGUGGAUACGGGGGCCAUCCAGGAGGAGGUAAUGGGGAUGGACAUGGAGGGUACGGGGGUGGCGGCCAUGGUGGUUAUGGACAUGGCGGUGGCGGCCAUGGUGGUUAUGGACACGGCGGACAUGGCGGUGGCGGCCACGGUGGACAUCCUGGUGAGGCUGCAGAUGCUGAGCCCCAGAACUAAUAAAGCCAGCUUCUAGCUAGGUCAUGAUUAAUCAUGAACGCUUAAACAGGCUUACUAUACUAUUAUGUACUUUGUAAUGUGGAAUUCAAAUAAGUGCUGGAUCAGUGAUCCUGUAAUAUGUACUGCAUGUAAUAUGAGUUUGUGAUUUUGUGUGUC
Messenger RNA from Coffea eugenioides, 601 nucleotides. Its product is annotated as cold and drought-regulated protein CORA-like. NCBI's taxonomy places the organism in Eukaryota, Viridiplantae, Streptophyta, Magnoliopsida, Gentianales, Rubiaceae. Bases 62 to 445 code for a protein of 127 amino acids. The transcript is spliced from 2 exons. The record is from RefSeq and is a predicted model, not a curated record.